Drosophila miranda is the source of this 4368-nucleotide messenger RNA. It is a transcript of the gene Tao, whose product is annotated as serine/threonine-protein kinase Tao. The transcript has 13 exons. Bases 399 to 3503 code for a protein of 1034 amino acids. Gene Ontology annotation, biological process: protein phosphorylation. Lineage: Eukaryota; Metazoa; Arthropoda; Insecta; Diptera; Drosophilidae. Gene Ontology annotation, molecular function: protein kinase activity; ATP binding. The record is from RefSeq and is a predicted model, not a curated record.
UCUUCUUCUGUGUGCUCUGUGUAUGUGAACUUUAUGCAAUUUAAUUAAAAAAUCGAACAAACGGAAAUUGGAAAUUAAAGUGAAUUCGAAGUGCCAAACAAAUUAAACUCUGAAUGGACACAUUCAAAUGAUUAUGAAAUGCAAAGAUGUAAAGCUCAACGCUUUUGCGUGCAUAGAAAAUGACCGCAGCAGGGGAAAACCAGUCAUUAAAUAAAAGAAACGCAUGAAGUAAAAAUGCUUAUUUACUCGAAAAUAAAAAAUAUCCGCGCUGAUAAGUUAGAAAACAUUAACUAAUUGCAAAAUAAAUAUAUAUAAAGCUCGAGUAAGGGAAAGGCGCGGAAGGAAGGAACCAUUUUGAGCGAGUUGGAGCUGGGUGAGCUGGAGCAUGAUAGACAGCUAUGCCUUCGGUACGCCCUGGUAGUCUUAAAGAUCCGGAAAUAGCCGAUCUAUUCAACAAGCAUGAUCCGGAGAAGAUCUUUGAGGACUUGCGCGAGAUCGGCCAUGGAUCGUUUGGUGCCGUUUACUAUGCCCGCUGCAAUCUCACCAAGGAGAUUGUGGCCAUCAAGAAGAUGUCGUAUACGGGCAAGCAGAGUCAAGAGAAGUGGCAGGACAUCCUCAAAGAGAUACGUUUCCUACGUCAAUUGAAUCACCCGAAUACCAUUGAAUACAAGGGUUGCUACCUGCGCGAGUCGACCGCCUGGCUCGUGAUGGAGUACUGUGUGGGUUCCGCCUCGGAUAUUAUCGAGGUGCACAAGAAGCCCCUGCACGAGGACGAGAUCGCCGCCAUCUGCCUGGGGGUGCUCAGUGGCCUGAGCUAUUUGCACUCCCUCGGUCGCAUCCACCGUGACAUUAAAGCUGGGAACAUCCUGCUGACGGACAACGGUAUCGUUAAGCUGGCCGACUUCGGUAGUGCGGCCAUCAAGUGCCCCGCCAACAGCUUCGUCGGCACCCCCUAUUGGAUGGCUCCCGAGGUUAUCCUGGCCAUGGACGAGGGCCAGUACGACGGCAAGGUGGACGUGUGGUCUCUGGGGAUCACUUGCAUUGAGUUGGCUGAACGAAAGCCGCCCUACUUCAACAUGAAUGCCAUGUCCGCACUCUAUCACAUUGCCCAAAAUGAGUCGCCGACGCUUCCGAAGAAUGACUGGUCAGAUGCGUUCUGUAGAUUCGUCGAGCUGUGCCUGAAAAAGAUGCCUGCGGAACGUCCUUCUUCGGAAGAGCUCUUGAUGCAUGAGUAUGUGACACGACCGCGCUCCGAUACGGUCCUGCUAGAACUAAUAGCCCGCACCAAGUCGGCCGUGCGCGAAUUGGACAACCUCAACUACCGCAAGAUGAAAAAGAUACUCAUGGUGGACACGUGCGAGACGGAGAGCGCCGUGGGCGAUGCCGAUGACCAGCAGGACGAUCAUGUGGGCGGUGACAGCAGCAAGAGCAAUAGUAUUACUUCGGAACACUCCAUACACUCUGUUGGUGUAUCGGCAGCAAGUAGUCAGAGCUCUUCUUCGAAUUCCAUACCGGCUGCAGCACAGAAUCAUCACCAUAUCGCUGCGCACCACCAUCAGCAGGCGGCUUCUGCCGUGGCCGUUGCCGUGCAUCAUCACUAUCAUUCACAGCAGCCGCAGCCGCAGCCCAUCAGACUAAGUGGCGGCGGCGGCGGCGGCGGACAGCAGCAGGCGGUACCAGUCGGAGCCGCUUCGCGGAACUCAUCGCGACAUCGCAAUCGACCGCCGUUGCCCAUCAUGCACACCAUGAACAACAAUGUGACGCCAACGAACUCGGCAUCUGUGGUGCCAGCGCCCGCCCCGACGCUUUCCGUGAUCACGCAUAUUAGCGGAAUGGGACUUGGCACCGGAGGCAGCAGUGGGGGGUCGCCCGCCUCCGGCUCCGGCUCUGGCCCUGAUCGUAUGCCACCCAUCGUGUGCCAGCCGCGCUAUCUAACAACUCCUGCCGCCCAGGCAGCCGUUUACGCGGCCUCUUCGGCCUCCUCGCAGCAAGCCAUCUCUAAUGCGGUCAACGAUCACGGCCCCAACAACUUUGCCACCAUACGCACCACCAGCAUUGUCACCAAGCAGCAGAAGGAGCACAUGCAGGAGGAAAUGCACGAACAAAUGUCGGGCUACAAACGGAUGCGACGCGAGCAUCAGGCUCAUCUCGUGAAGCUCGAGGAAAAGUGCAAGGUCGAUAUGGAAGCGCACAAGACAGCCCUUGACAAGGAGUACGACACUCUUCUGCAUAACUUCACCAGGGAUCUCGAACGGCUCGAGAAUAGGCACCAGCAGGACGUGGAGCGUCGGGCAAAACAGACUAGCGCAGCCGAGAAGAAACUACACAAAGAGAUUACUCUGAAGCAGGACGGCGAUCGCAAGGUGUUCGACUUGAAUCGCAAAAAGGAAUACAAAGCGAACAAGGAGCGCUGGAAACGCGAGCUCUCCAUGGACGACUCAACGCCGAAGCGUCAGCGUGAUCUUACCUUGCAGUCGCAGAAGGAUAAUCUGAAGCAGCACGAGGCGCAAGAAGAGCAACGCAUGCUACAGGCACAAAAGCAAUAUAUCGAGCUCGAAAUGCGCAAAUUCAAGCGGAAGCGCAUGGUUGUGCAUCACGAACAUGAUGAUCAGCAGUUACGAGACGAGCUCAGCAAGAAGGAACAACAGCUAGAGCAAGCGCAUGCCAUGCUCUUGAAGCACCACGAAAAGACACAGGAACUGGAGUAUCGCCAACAAAAGAGCGUGCAUCAGCUGCGAGAGGAGCAGAUAAACAAGCAACACGACACGGAGUUGCACAAUCAAAAAGACUAUAUGGAUCGCAUUAAAAAGGAGCUGCUGCGCAAGCAUGCGCUCGAGUUACGACAACAGCCCAAAAGCCUGAAGCAAAAAGAGCUGCAGAUACGUAAACAGUUUCGGGAGACUUGCAAAACGCAAACGAAGCAAUACAAACGCUACAAGGCGCAAGUUCUGCAAACGACACCAAGAGAACAACAGAAGGAAGUCAUCAAACAGCUGAAGGAGGAGAAGCAUCGGAAGCUUACGCUGUUGGGUGAACAGUAUGAACAAAGCAUUGCGGAUAUGUUUCAAAGUCAAAGCUACAAACUGGACGAAAGUCAAGUGAUCGAGUGCCAACGUACCAAUGAGCAAUUGGAGUACGAACUAGAUAUGCUGACCGCCUAUCAGAACAAGAACAAGAAACAAGCCCAGGAACAACGGGAUCGUGAGCGUCGUGAACUGGAGAAUCGUGUCAGCGUACGGCGGGGUCUUCUCGAGAACAAGAUGGAUGCCGAGUUGCAGCAAUUCAAUCAGGAACGCGCCGAGCGCUUGAGAAUGAAACAUGAAAAGCAUGCUAGAGAAUUGGAAGCAUUUGAUAACGAGUCACUUGCUUUAGGUUUCAGCUCUUUAUCGCUCACUGAGGUAUCCCGUGAAGCCUAUCCAGAUGACGAAGCAAGUCUGUCUGGAUCUAUGAUUAGUUUAGCCCAUAGCAAUAGUUCAACAAGCUUUCCAGCUGGUUCGCUAUAGCAUAGACAACAUCUUCAUCAUCAACAACAACAACAACAACAACAACAGCAGCAGCAACAACAGCAACAACAAGAACAAGAACAAUGGAAACAAAAGAAAGCGUUAAUUAAUAUGAGCUAUUUAAAUUUUAAUGCAAUUAUAAAGCGAACACAAAAACAACAGCAUAAUAGAAAUCCGACAUAAGUAACAAGAACUGCAGAUAACACUGUAACAAUAACACAAAAACAACACUGACACUUGUCACUUGUUUUUGUAGUAACAAAAGUAAAACAAAACAAAAACAGCUACUUAUUAAUAUUUACAAAGGGCAGAAAGAAGCUGGCAUAGUUUUGUAUUAAGAUAAAAUCGAUUCACGAGAACAUCAACAGAAAUAAAUAACAAAAAAUUUCAUAAAUCGAAGUAAAAUUAUACAAUUUAGCUGCAUGAUUACAAACUUAAGCUCAAAAGUCAACCACAAAUAAUAACACAAGCUGAAAAAUCAAACAAACAAGAAAACCAACAAAAAGUAUGUAUGCCGAGUGCAUAAGUUUAAUUAGUAUUGAUAUUACUGGACAAUUGAAUCAAUUCAUAAUUUGUUGUGUUACCCAUUUCUGCUUUUUUUGCACUGCAAAAUUGUCGUGAAUUCGCAUCGUCGGAUUGCCCUUGCAUUUGAAUGUUUCGAUUUGUAAAUGUUUCUUUCAAUUCAUUAUAGUUAACCCGAAGAGUUUACGGACAUUGUACCUCCAUGUCAUUUUUGCAUGUUAGGUUCAAUAUUUUCGAUCUGUGUGUGUAUGUUGUUCUUUUUCAUUUGGCUGGAUACAUGCAAAAAUUUAUUUUUGAUUACAGAUAAUACAUGUAUUUCAUCUUUUUUUUUGUUGAACAAGAA